This is a messenger RNA of Hirsutella rhossiliensis, 1167 nucleotides long. RefSeq lists its product as uncharacterized. Bases 1 to 1167 code for a protein of 388 amino acids. The record is from RefSeq and is a predicted model, not a curated record. Lineage: Eukaryota; Fungi; Ascomycota; Sordariomycetes; Hypocreales; Ophiocordycipitaceae. The transcript is spliced from 5 exons.
AUGGCAGCGCAGUCUCAGCAAGCACAGCAGAACCUACAAGCCUUUGGUAUUCCCGGCCUUCGGCAUUUCUGGGACCCAAAUACGACAGCUUACGCAAAAAUCGUUGAAGUGUACAGACACGGAUCUGGUUACAACUACGAAGACGUGGUCUGGCAUGCUUGGGCGGCAAUCUGCUACAUGUACUUUCCUCAGGAAGCCCCAACACCAACAGAUCCGCGAUGGGCUAUCGAUCGAGAAGCAUAUCGGGGUUUCGCGAGCUCUCUUUCCUCGACUAAGCCGGAUCUCAUCGUCAUCAAGCUGACUGCGGGUCAAAUAUCACAGCAUCAGCUGCCACAAUUUUCUUCAAGAGAUUUUCUCUGGAUAGAAUGCAAAGCCGCCAACGAGGAUAGCCCCUCCGGAUGGAAAAGGGUCCUGGGCGAGUCGGUGACACGGCUGCAGACAGCACAUCCAAACCGAACGAUAUUUCUCAUCAUUGCGGUCGGCUGGAAAUGCAUGUAUUUCGUCUGGGACCCCAACAACGCAAUCGCUGGGCGACCGUCCAUGUUCAUACGCUCGGCGGUCGGCGCCCAGACGUGGCAGAUUGAUGGUCGCAUCAAAGGCAUUCGAAACGAAUCUUGGGUAAACCUAAUCACAGGCGAAAUUCAUGUUGAUAAGGCGAUGACCCGCGACCAUACAUCUGCCCGGUUUGCCAUCGCUCGUUUGGCCGCGUGGAGCAUCAAGAACGGCAAGGGCGCUUGCACACCGGAGCCAAACCAUUCCAGCGCCACGAAUGUGCGCGAUGCUUCGCUCGCCAUGAUCUACUGCUUCGUCACCAGCAGGAGUUGCAUCAGACGUUGCCUUCGCCGUCUCGGCCCAGUGGCCUCCGAGCCAACUUUUGACACCAUGGGGGACGGAUCUCCUGACUUCAACACGAACUGUAGCGCGGCCGAUGCGACUAACCAGCCUUUCGAAGGCUUGUCCACUCCGGCCGAGCCCCCCUUGGACAACACUGUUGGCGCUGCACCGCUGGGCCAGGAAAGCGCGAACCGGCCUACAACGUACGUCACCGAUGCCCCCGCCCAAGACAAGCGUCCCGCGACCAAAAAAACACAAUCUCCUGCCGUGAUUGCCAACUUCCCCAGGAGUGUCUCCAGCGACAACCAGUACGGACCCAGCGAGCCAAAGUAA